AUGAAGACUACAUACAGAAAUGGUGACGUAAUACCUGAAUAUAUGAAUCCAAAACUUGUUUUAGAAAAACUUAACCUUGGUGAAAAGGGUACAGAGGUUGUUGAAUUCAUUGACGUCAGAAGCUUUGAUGUCAACGGUGAACCUAAUAAAGCAAUUGUUGAUCCUAAGAGCAAAAAGACCAUUAUAUCCAAGCACCAGUGUCAGACAUGCGGCAAAUAUUAUUCAUCUAACUAUUGCCUUAACCGGCACAUUGAAACACAACACUCUGAUUACGACAACCUCAGGUGCAAAGUGUGUGAAGAGACCUUUGUAUGGCCAUCGUUACUUCGGUCACACAAAUGCAUCCGUCUGAACCACCCCGAAAUGCCUUUUGAGGACGCAAGGCCCGAGAUCCACUUCGAUAACCUCCAUGAGAUCAGUGAAAAUGGUUUUGAUGAUUUAAAUAUUGGUGAUAAUGAUGAUUAUCUGAAUACAUUGGACUUUGAAAUACCUGCUCCUAUUGUGGAGUUGACGGAGUAUGAAAACUUUGUACCGGCUACCCUACUACCUACGUCUGAUAGGUUCACACCGUUGAGUAAUUUAGGUUAUAAGGUUGUAAUGCAAGAAGUACCGAUAGAGUUUUAA
Messenger RNA from Arctia plantaginis, 624 nucleotides. The record is from the annotation of a GenBank genome assembly. NCBI's taxonomy places the organism in Eukaryota, Metazoa, Arthropoda, Insecta, Lepidoptera, Erebidae.